This is a messenger RNA of Oryctolagus cuniculus (rabbit), 3192 nucleotides long. RefSeq lists its product as uncharacterized. Gene Ontology annotation, biological process: regulation of transcription by RNA polymerase II. The record is from RefSeq and is a predicted model, not a curated record. Lineage: Eukaryota; Metazoa; Chordata; Mammalia; Lagomorpha; Leporidae. Gene Ontology annotation, molecular function: DNA-binding transcription factor activity, RNA polymerase II-specific; RNA polymerase II cis-regulatory region sequence-specific DNA binding.
GAGAGGGCCUUGCCAAGACAGCCACUGGCAAGCAAGUCAGUUACUCAGAAUGGCUUCCGAAACCCCCUGGGAAACCACCAGGCAACGGAGCCUCAGGAAUGGCUUCGGAAACCACCUGGCAAGGGAGCCUGCCUGGCAACAGGCGGUGAUUGGUUACGGCGUAAACCGCCCCUUGACUGGAUUGGCUGCCUCGGCUCUAGUAGCUGUUGUACCAACUGAAAUAAAGGAGUCUGUGGGCUGCUCGUCUCUGGCGCGCUUUCACCGGACUCCCGGGGUCUAUGUGGUGACUCCGUGCCUCUUGCCCCCACCGUGCUCCUCCUUUAAGAACGAAACCACAGCAACAGCCAUUCUCUGCUUCCCACCCUCUACCCGGGAGCGGCCCGGGAGCCUCAGUCCUUGCUGCUCUGUGGACUUCCCUCUCUUCACGAUCCUCAGGAGGACGCCCGCAGGCCUCAGAAACGGAGAAUGGGAUAAUUCUACGGACUGCUUCGUGUUUCCAAAAGCAAAGAAAAUGAAUACACCUUCAGUGUUGGUGUCAUUUGAAGACCUGGCUGUGGACUUCACCCAGGAGGAGUGGCAGGACCUAGACAAUGCUCAGAAGACCCUAUAUAAGGAUGUGAUGCUGGAGACCUACAGCAGCUUGCUAUCCUUGGGGCACUGCAUUAUCAAACCAGACUUGAUCUACAAAUUGGAGCAAGGAGCAGAGCCAUGGAUAGUGGAAAAAUCCCUAAAGCAGAGCCUCCCAGUUGUCCAGAAAAUGAGUGACCUGAUUGAGUCCAACCAGGAAAGUCAAGACAUAAAUUUGGGACAAAUUGCAAUCAGAAAAAACACAUCAACUCAAGAGAGACUCGAAUUAAGAAAAACAGUUAAUUUAAGCUCAAGCCAUAUUCCAAAACUAAUUACAAAAAUAAAUUGUUCAGGAACGAAAGCUGAAGCAAGCAGUGCAUUUCAGAAUAUGCAUUUCACUAGUGGGCUGGAUGAGAUGCAAGUACAAGAGAAAUCUGAUGGCUGUAAUACACCCACGACAGCCCUCUCACACUGGGAGCAACUGAGACAGCAUCACGAGAUUCAGACUGUGCAGCAGCCUUUUGAACAGAGUGGACAAUGGAAAGCUUUCAAUAGGAGGAUGCUAUUGUUUGCAUGUGAAGAGGCUUAUGGAGGAAAGACCUGUAGUAAUUCAACUGUCAUUGUAGGAAAGACCACACAGAUAGAAAAUAAAGCUAUCCAUGAAAAUUCUAAUGUCACUGAACAACAGCAAUCACAUAUGGAAGAGAAACCAUAUGAAUAUGUUGAGGAAACUCUCACUUACAUGUCAGAUCUUACAAUAAGUCAGAGACCACAAACAAGGAGAAGACCCUAUGAAUGUAAAUGCCACCAGGAAUCUUUCAAUUGUAAAUUAUGCCUUACCAUCCAUCACAGAACUCAUGUAGGGGAAAAGUCCUGUGGGUAUAAUGAAUGUGGAAAAGUGAAUUAUCAAAAGUCAGACUUAGUUAGAAAUCAAAGAAUUCAGACAGAUGAGAAAUCUUAUGAAUGUGGAAGAACCUUUCACCAGAAGUUAGGCCUCAUUAAGCUUCAGAAAAUUCACACAAGGGAGAAAGCCUAUGAAUGUGAUGAAUGUGGAAAAGCCUUUCACCUGAAGUCACACCUCAUUAGACAUCAGAGAAUACACACAGGGAGAAAACCUUAUGAGUGUGAUGAAUGUGGAAAAGCCUUUCGCCAGCGGCCACACCUUAUUACCCAUCAGCGAAUACACACAGGGGGGAAACCUUAUGAAUGUGAUGAAUGUGGAAAAGCCUUUCGCCAGACAUCGAACCUUGUUACCCAUCAAAGAAUACACACAGGGUGGAAACCUUACGAAUGUGAUGAGUGUGGAAAAGCCUUUCGUCAGAAGUCAAGCCUCAUCACACAUCAGAGAAUACACACAGGUGGGAAACCUUACAAAUGUGAUGAGUGUGGAGAAGCAUUUCGUCAGAAGUCACAUCUCAUUACACAUCAGAGAAUGCACACAGGCGGAAAACGCUAUGAAUGUAAUGACUGUGAAAAAACAUUUUCCUGGAAUUCAAGCCUCAUUAUACAUCAGAGGAUUCACACUGGGGAGAAACCUUAUGAAUGCAAUGAAUGUGAAAAAGCCUAUCACUGGAAAUCAGACCUGAUUACACAUCAGAGGAUUCACACAGGGGAGAGGCCUUAUGAAUGUAAUAAAUGUGGAAAAUCCUUUCAUCAUAAGUCCUCCUUCAUUAAACAUCAGAGGAUUCAUACAGGGGAUAAACCUUAUGAAUGCAAUAAAUGUGGAAAAGCCUUUCACCAGAAGUCAGACCUCAUUAAACAUCAGCGUAUUCACACAGGGGAGAAACCUUAUGUAUGUAUUAUAUGUGGAAAAGCCUUUUCGCGGAAAUCAGACCUUGUUAAACAUCAAAGGAUUCAUACAGGGGAGAAGCCUUUUGAAUGUAAUACAUGUGGAAAAGCCUUUUGCCAUAAGUCAUACCUCAGUUUGCAUCAGAGAGUUCAUACAGGGGAGAAACCUUAUGCAUGUAGUGAAUGUGGAAGAACAUUUUCCCAGAAGUCAAGCCUCAAUAAGCAUCAUAGAAUUCACACAUAAGAGGAACCUAUUUAAUGCAGUGAAUGUGAGAAAACCUUAGGGCAUAAGUUAAAUCUUAACAGACAUUACAGGACUCAUGCAGAGAAAAACAAUACCUAUCAGCAUGAUGAAUGCGAAAGCUCAUUUUGCUAGAACCCUGAUUUCAGCACAAAGACCUCGCAGAUGACAAAGCAUAUAUAUGUGGACAAACUUUCUACCAUAAAUCUCUCAAUGUCUACCAAAGAACUCAGAAAGACCUUAUAAAUGUAAUGGAAGUGGAAUCACCUUUUACUAUAAAUUCAAACUUCAACAAGCAUCAGCAAAAUUUUACUGUAUAAAAACUGAUAGCAUAGGGUAUGUGGGAAAACCCUUUCUGGAAGUCACACAUCAGCAGGGUUUAGGGAAUUCACAUGAGGGUGUAAUCCUGUAUGAUAGAGAUGGGCUCUGUGUUGUUUAUUUUCUUCUCUUUGAUACACAAUCUGCAUUUUUUUCCCUCACUUUUUGUAAGACAAAUUCUGCUUUCACAUGUGAAUUUUGUUAACAAAUAUUCAGUCUAUAACAUUCAGUUAUCUGAAAUACCAUCUGUAUCACUUAUAAAGUUAUUGUUUGGUGUA